Aureobasidium pullulans EXF-150 is the source of this 1293-nucleotide messenger RNA. Its product is annotated as NAD(P)-binding protein. Gene Ontology annotation, biological process: nucleotide-sugar metabolic process. The transcript is spliced from 3 exons. Gene Ontology annotation, molecular function: dTDP-glucose 4,6-dehydratase activity. Lineage: Eukaryota; Fungi; Ascomycota; Dothideomycetes; Dothideales; Saccotheciaceae. Bases 1 to 1293 code for a protein of 430 amino acids. The record is from RefSeq and is a predicted model, not a curated record.
AUGCCUUGCUCAAUUACAUCAGACACGUUGAAAGAUCAUGUUUCUGUCUGGGAAGAUGCUCCCUUUCUGCAGGGCACCACCCGGUUUGAGCCUCAAUCCGAUGUUAACAACAUCAUGAUCACAGGCGGUGCUGGUUUCAUCGCAUCAUGGGUCGUCAGGCACCUCGCCAGAACAUAUCACGGACACUAUAACAUCAUUUCAUUCGACAAGCUGGACUACUGCGCGACACUCAACAACACAGCGCAGCUAGACAAAGAUUCGAAUUUCACUUUUUACAAGGGCGACAUCACAAAGCGUGAAGACGUGAUGGACUGCCUGCGAAAGCAUAAUGUCGACACCGUAAUGCACUUUGCUGCUCAAACUCAUGUCGACUUAUCCUUUGGCAAUUCGAACGACUUCACCAGUACCAAUGUCGUCGGCACACACGCUCUGCUUGAGUGUGUCAAAUAUCAUGGGGUCAACAAGUUCAUCCACGUCUCCACUGACGAAGUCUAUGGAGAAGUCAAGGACGACGGCAAAGACCUACUGGAAGACGCGCUUCUUCUUCCAACCAAUCCGUAUGCAGCGUCCAAAGCAGCGGCAGAGAUGUACGUGGAAGCAUAUCGCAAGAGUUUCCAGGUGCCGGCCAUUGUCGUGCGAAGCAACAACGUUUAUGGGCCACACCAAUUCCCGGAGAAAGUCAUCCCCAAAUUUUCCAUGCUCUUGCAGAGAGGCCAGCAGCUUUCAUUGCAUGGCGACGGAACACACACAAGACGCUACCUCUAUGCUGGCGAUGCCGCCGACGCGUUCGAUACGAUUCUCCACAAGGGCCAGGUCGGUCAAGUGUACAAUGUAGGCUCUUCAGAUGAAAUCUCGAACUUCACGCUCUGCUCCAUGUUGCUGGGACAAUUUGGGCUAUCCAACGAGACGAAAGAAGAGGUCUACAAGCAUGUUGUUCAUUGCGAGGACCGACCAUUCAACGACCACAGAUACGCAGUCGACGGAUCAAAGCUCAAGCAACUAGGUUGGCAACAAAACACGACAUUUGCAGAUGGGCUCAGUACCACAGUCGACUGGUACAGGAAAUACGGUGGGAAGUGGUGGGGUGACAUCUCUGAUCGGCUUGCGCCCUUCCCCACUGUACCGCCAGAGGAACAUAUUGAGAGAGCAAGAAAUACAGAGCUAGCGAUUUCUCCUGCCAGGUCCAAGAAGAAUGGCAAGCGAGGCUUUGACGAGGUAGAGGGGUCACCGGAAACAAAGAGGAGACGAGAGAACGACCAUAUGGAUUCUGUCCUUGGUGCGAUCAAGGCGUAA